Anthonomus grandis grandis is the source of this 1609-nucleotide messenger RNA. RefSeq names its product tigger transposable element-derived protein 4-like. The record is from RefSeq and is a predicted model, not a curated record. Gene Ontology annotation, cellular component: nucleus. The coding region runs from base 285 to 1187 and encodes 300 amino acids. NCBI's taxonomy places the organism in Eukaryota, Metazoa, Arthropoda, Insecta, Coleoptera, Curculionidae. Gene Ontology annotation, molecular function: DNA binding. The transcript has a single exon.
ACCCGCCCAAAUAGUCUUGUCAUUUUACUGGAUAUAACGUACUAAAAUUUUAACUCCGGCUAUAACGUUCAAUAUUUUUGCCCGAUUGACAGUAAUUUUCGGGUUGUAACGUACAAAGGUACGUUAUAAGCAGAGUAAUUUUCCCGGCACCGAGGCCGCCGGGGAUUUACAGUUCUCGACUCUGAGAAUUUUUAUAGAACAUGCAAAAUGAGAUGACCGGUAGUUUUAGAUUGAACAUUGCGUGUUAUUGUGCGAGUGCGAGUUUUAGUAGUUUUUUUGGUUAAAUGACGGAUAAGCGCAGAGCUAUAAAUUUGAAAGAAAAAAUAGACAUCAUUAAAAGUAUUGAAAGUGGCAUUAACAAAUCGGAAAAUGCGAGAAGGAAAAAUAUGGCAAAAACAACAGUUUCUACAAUUUGGAGCAAUCGUGAAAAAAUCAAGCAAGAAAGUGAAAAUAAAUCGCAAAGAAUUAAGAAAAUUAGGAAUCCCGUACGCCCAGAUGUGGAUCAAGCUCUUAUUCGAUGGUUUGAGGUGAGAAGAACCGAAAAUAUUCCUAUAAGUGGACCACUUUUAAAAGCAAAAGCGGAAGAUUUAUUUAAGGGAUUACACGGUGGAGAUUUUAAGUGCUCUACGGGUUGGCUCGAGCGUUUUAAAGUUCGUCACAACAUCAAUGUCGGCAAAGUGUCCGGUGAAGCAGGAGAUGUUAGCAGGGAAGCUGUGGUGAACUGGUUAACCGAGAAAUGGCCAGGUAUUGCACAAAAUUACAGCUAUGAAGAUAUUUUUAAUGGGGAUGAGACCGGACUAUUUUACAAGAUGACUCCAGACCGUACACUAAAAUUUAGAGGAGAAAAGUGUGUGGGAGGCAAACAAUCAAAGCUAAGAUACACCGUUUGGGUUUGUGCAGAUACGACAGGUAGUAAAAAAUUUAAACUUCUUGUCAUUGGUAAAUACAAACGACCGAAGUGCAUGAAAAAUAUUAAAAACCUGCCUGUUAUUUAUAAAUCGAAUAGACGCGCAUGGAUGACUUCAGACAUUUUUAUUAAUUAUUUGAAAGAGUGGUAUGAAAAACUAAGACGUCAAAAAAGAAAAAUAUUGCUUCUAGUGGACAAUUGUGCAGCUCAUCCAAAGAAUGUAGAUCUGACAAAUAUCAGAUUAGAAUUUUUGCCUCCCAAUUGCACUUCUGUCAUAUAACCAAUGGAUCGAGGCCUAAUAAAAUGCCUGAAAACCUAUUAUCGUAGAUAUUUUAUGUAUCGCCUAAUUCAAGCAUUGGAUAGUGAGGAAACGUUCAAUCUAACAAUUCUAGACUCGAUAAAAAUAAUUGCGAAAUCUUGGAAUGAGGUUUCACAAAAAACGAUUCAAAACUGCUUUCGACAUGGUGGUCUAGUGAAAUCGAUCGAGGAGUUUGAUUCAGAUGAUGACUUGCCUCUGAAUCAGUGGUACGAGAAAUAUAAAAGUGUUGAUGAUGAUGAUGAUGACUGGGAUAUUCCGCUAAGUUAUUGGUUGCAAAAUCACUGCCAAGACGUACUGUAGAAAAAUAUCUUCCUGAACUAGAUAAUUUUACGACCAUCGACAAUAAUCUGGUAGCAACGGAGACCUUAACGGAUUGCGAUAUU